Paramuricea clavata is the source of this 1113-nucleotide messenger RNA. Lineage: Eukaryota; Metazoa; Cnidaria; Anthozoa; Malacalcyonacea; Plexauridae. The record is from the annotation of a GenBank genome assembly.
AUGGGAGACCUUCAGCUGUGCUGGAUGGGAGAUUUUAAACAACUGAAGCAGUUUAUAAACGAAAAUAUUGAAUUAAAUGCUGUAUGGAAUUCACCAGGUGGAGACAAGAAAACAUACAGUGACGGCCACACUUCAAUAUCGUGGCGGAAAAACAAGAAAGUCUUGCAAAUAGAGGGUAAAGAGAAGGACCGGAUUAAAUCUAAGUUAUGUUCAGUGUUAUGCAAUGUACAUUCUCAUAUCCCGGCAAAGGAAUCCGUUGCUACAGACGAGGGAAGCGGAAAUUCCUCCCUGACAUUAUCUGGGCUGUCUGCUGAUAUGGAAGGCAUAAAACUCGAUACCGUGAUUUGUGAAAGAGAGAUUGAAACCAACAGACAUACUAUUAGAAAUCUCGAAGACCGCCUUAAUAAAGUAAGUGGCAACUUCGAAGAAGUUAGUAAUAAACUUGAUAAUAUGAAAGAACUAUAUUUUCCACAUAACCAACAUGUGUCUCAAUCUGCCCCAUUAUUUGAAUAUUCUAAUUUGCUGGAAAAAGAUCUCCCACGGCCAAAAACUCUUUGUUAUGAUAAAUCGACCAGUACAAAAGAUUUAAUCGUAAACAAUCAGAAUCAGAUUACUGUUGACGAAUUACAUCUUUCCCCAACGGGUUUAGUACCCAUGUCAACAUAUACAAGCGUGAAUAGUACGUGUGCAGUACAAAUAUUAAAACCGUCGAAGCAUGCAAUUGUAAACCACAGUGAAAAACAGAUUAAUCAGUCAUCUGCGACUAAUACCUUUGUUUCGAAUUUAAUCCCAAGAACAGUUACUAAUUCAACUUAUUCAAAUGAAUUUAAAAGAAGACAGAACUUCUGUUUUAACUUAUUAAACAAGGGCGGCCCGACUGAAGAAGGCUGCCACAACAACAAUAAUAAUCCACCUCGAGUGCAAUGUAAGGAUCUGCAUAAACAAGAUAUUAACCAAGCUAUCCCCACACGCAUUACCUAUCGUAUUCCAUCUAAGGUUAGAGCAAAUCGUCAACAGGGUUUUCGGCCGAGUUAUGCACGCCGACGGACAGACUGGAUACAGCACUUGGAUUUGGUGCACCGUAUACUGAAUCCUUUAAUGCAAUAUCAGUGA